ACCAGCAACAUACAUUUAUUAAAUAAUUGGUCAUGGGUUCAUUGUUUUAUUUCCACGUGUGCAGUGGUACAAUGUUAUAUACACGCCGCGCGUUAGUACGGACAUUAUGCAGCGUGUCCAAGCAACGACGCUCACAAAGUAACAUAGCGCCCAGUGAGAGAGAGAGAGACAGUGGACGAAUGUAUUCGAUAGAGAUCAGAAAAAGAAAGAAGACAGUCGUUUUAGCGAUGCAUUAAUCCAUUAAUCAAUUAACUCGAAGCCUAGUAAUCAACAUGUAUGGACGUGCUCAAAGAGUAACGUUCUCCACCGUGGGCAGUACACCUGCCGAAGUCGGACCAGGGUCAUACGACGUUAUCCCAAACAAACAUGCUAAAUCAGAUUGCUUUGCCCCAUUCCUUUCCCUGGCCGACAGAGGUUCCGCGUUCAGCAUGUCCAGUGACUGCAUAUUCUUUCCUGGACCUGGACAGUAUGACUGCUCACAGUUUAAGUCCAAGAUCCAGGGUGGUCAGACUCUCCAGAACCGCACCAGGCGCUUUCAGGAGCAGCUUCCGGAGGGCCCGGGCCCUGGGGCCUACAAUGUACUGCCAGCCUCGGGGAACCUGCUAAGAGCCAAGUCAGCCAAAGAGAGGCUGGCUAGGAAGGGCCUUAAUAGUUCGGGUCUGCAGGCAGUCCCCAACCAGGUGCGACUGGGCUCCCAGGCAGGCAUCCCGUCUAUCCCAUCCCCGGGCCAGGCCUAUGGCUACCAGCACGACUCGAUGGGCGCGCUCUGUAAGCAGCCGCCCCCGGCCAGAGACGUCACCCUGGGCCCGGCCUUCUACAACCCACUGCUGUCAGAGCAAGAGAGUUCUGUCCACAAAUAUAAAGGCGUCCAUUUCGGGAACAUGACCGGGAAGAGAGCGGAGGUGAAGGUUUCCGAGGGCCCAGGUCCGGGAAAGUACAAACUAGACCAAGUCCAGCGGUCCACCUAUGAGAAUGUGAACUUGCGUAGUGAGCAGAGGAGCAGGCUGGAGCCCAGCCUCCCUCGCUACCAUGAGCUGGUGGUGAUACAAGAGGAGAAGAAGAGCGUGCCUGGUCCGGGCCAGUACCAUAUCCGGGGUCAGUUUGACAAGCCUGUGGAUGGCAACGACAACCCAUCCAUCAGCUGUCCUCCCUUCCUCUCUGAAACCAAGAGGUUCAAGUCAGCCAAAGAAGAGGGUCCACCGGUCGGGACGUACACCGACCCGCGCUGUGCCCUCGAGCUGCUGAAGAGACCCCUGGGCUCCAAGAGGGGCCCUUUCGGAGGAACCGCAGUCCGCUUCACGCGCCAGAGUCUGAAGCACUCCACACCAGGCCCAGGGUCCUACAAUAUGUUUGAUUGUGGUCUCGCCCAGGAGAGUGUGAAGAGAGCCACUCUGGAGAGCUCAAGGAAGGGGGGGUUUGGCUGCCAUGCCCAGCGCAACUCCGUCUUCCACAACGUACAGACUCUGGACGCCCCCGGCCCCGGGCAAUAUGUGGUGACAAGGCCUUCAGAGGAGCUCUACAAAAAGCAGCCGAUGGCAGUAUUCAGAUCAGCCACCCAACGCAUGGCGGCAUCUCUGCUGGCUAAGGACACCCCGCCACCAAACAGCUAUGACAUCGUAGCGUUCGACAAAAGCUUUGGCCACGCCUCCUUGGCUGAACCCCGAACCAAGGGAGCCAAGAGAUUCCAGGGUGGCUUCCUGUCCAGCGAGCCACGCGUCUCCUCCUUUCUGCAGUCCGACCCCAAUCUACCAGGACCUGGCCAGUAUAGCCCGGUCACAAAGACGUCUCCACAGCAGACUCUGUUCGUAUGCAGGGAGGAUCGAUUCAAAGUCCAGAGGAAUUCCAACCCCGGCCCGGGCACUUAUCAGCUGAGUCCGGGCGUCAUGGAUACGGUCCUGAAAGGCACCUUCAAUGUCACACUGCACAACCCUCUGGUCCCCCGCUGGCUCACCGCUGACUCUGCUGGCCCCGUGCCGGGGCCCAGGACCGACCUGCGUGACCUGCGACCACACGCUGACGUCUCCAUCUAGAGCCAAACACACACUUACUUACUUUUAUAAGCAACGAUGUCAAAGUUCAAAGCUUCAAAAGAAGUUCAGACGUUUGCCAAAUGCACCGUCUGAGUCUAAGGGGAAAGUAUUCAUUAUUUAUAUAGACAUUUCUGUCUUUCGCUACAUGUUUAAUUUAUAAUGAGCAAAGUCAAUUAUUAAGAUGAGGUGAAUGUGUUAUUAAUUGAUUGGAUUAAUUGGAUCUGGCUGAUCCCAGUUUCAAUUGAAGAGAAAAAAUGUAACACGUAUUAAACAAAUGAUUAUGGUCAUGACAACAUUAAAAAAGUGCACUGUAUCUUGUCUGUUGAUUCAAACUAGGAAUGAAUCUCCUUGAUUCAAGGUGAAAGGCAAUCUCUUGCAAAUUGCUUUUUUACUGAGGCUUGGUUAUUAGUUAUUUUUUAUUGGCAAUGUAAGAAAAUAAUCAGUAAAGUACUAGUA
This is a messenger RNA of Gadus chalcogrammus (walleye pollock), 2486 nucleotides long. It is a transcript of the gene stpg2, whose product is annotated as sperm-tail PG-rich repeat containing 2. The record is from RefSeq and is a predicted model, not a curated record. NCBI's taxonomy places the organism in Eukaryota, Metazoa, Chordata, Actinopteri, Gadiformes, Gadidae. The coding region runs from base 273 to 2030 and encodes 585 amino acids. The transcript has 13 exons.